AUGGGGCUUUUCCCGUUCCUCGCGCGUGGUUCGGGGAAGGUUGUCCACGCGAAAGUAACUACUAUGGAUGCUGACCUGGAUCGAAUUGUUAUAGAAACAAGCUGGACAGGUCGUCAUCUGUUCGAUGCAGUUUGUCGUAUUAUUGGCCUCCGUGAGGUCUGGUUUUUUGGUCUGCAAUUCACCAAUAAGAAGGGGUUGCCCUGCUGGCUACAAAUGGACAGGGAGAUUCGUAAACAAGAUGUACCUAGAGGAGAGGACGGAUGCAUGCAGUUUCUAUUCUUAGUAAAGUUCUAUCCAGAAGAUGUCGAAGACGAACUCAUUCAGGAUCUCACAAGGCAUCUGUUCUUUUUACAAAUAAAACAAGCCAUUUUAUCCAUGGAUCUUUACUGUUCUCCGGAGGCAUCCGUACUCCUUGCGAGCUUUGCCGUACAAGCUAUUAAUGGUGACUGUACAGACGAUAUAGGACCGUUAGAUUUGGAUAAAUUGUUGCCGAAAAGCGUCAUUGAACAGUACGACAUGAGUGCUGAUAUGUGGCGCGAGCGGAUAAAGCGGUGGUGGAUCAAUAAUCAUGGACAGACGAGGGAAGACGCUGAAAUGGAGUAUCUUCGUGUCGCUCAAGAUCUCGAGAUGUAUGGAAUCCUCUACUAUCCAAUUUGCAAUAAAAAAGAAACAGAUCUGCAUCUUGGUAUCUCAGCUCAAGGUCUUGGAAUUUACAAAGGUUCAAAUCGUAUUACUCCAAGGCCGUUCUUUUCUUGGAGCGAAAUUAAAAACAUCUCUUUUAAGAAUAAAAAGUUUCACAUGAAAACGGUGGACAAGUCGACUAUAUCAUUUCGUGCUCAAGAAAGGACAAUAAAUCCAUCGAUUCUUGACCUAUGUAUAGGGACGCACAACUUGUAUCUGAGGAGGCGGCAGCCAGACACAUUAGAGGUGCAGCAAAUGAAAGCGCUUGCGAAAGAGGAUCGAGCCCGGAGACAGCAAGAAGCUGCUCGAUUAGCACGAGAACGUGAGGAGCGGAUCCAAGUAGAAAAUGAGCGAAAUCAGCUGAAAGCAGAAAUCGAGAAAAUCGCAGAGCAAUUGGCACAGGCUAAGGAAGCGGCUCGAAAAACAGAAGAGACAGCCGAGUUGUUGGCGGAAAAAGCUCGAGCAAGUGAGCAGGAGACAUUGUUGUUGACAAAAAGGGUCAGUGAAGCGGAGGCGGAAUGUCAUAGGUUGCAGAUGAACCAUGUCAAGUCAGAGGAAGCUCUUAUGAGAAUGGAGAGGAAAGCACGGGAAGCGGAGCUCUAUGCGCAAAGGAUAUCAAUGUCUCUUGCCGAUGUCAAUUCCAAACCUCAUUACGCGAGUCACGCUCUUAUCACCGAGCCUACGAUGUGGCCUAUAUCAAAUCUGGCGUUGCAAGGAACACUCUCGCAUCAUCAGCUCAUGAUCUCUGGUGGAUCACAAGACGGUGAUCGAUCAACGAUCGCUGAAAGGCAACAGAUGCAUCAAGUGCAACAUCCAAGUGUUCCACCUCCCGCAGCACCGAUGUACAGGGGAUUGCCGCAGAAUAUGGCUCAGAUGAUGCAUGCCCCGCCUCCUCCUGAUCCGUCUGUGAAUCAACGGUUAGAGUUCCACAAUCUACGUAGCGAACUGGAAAAGUCGAGGCACGACUUUUCCGAGAAAGCACGAUUAUUCAAGGAACGACUUAACGAUUUUCGAAAUGAGAUAGAUGCAUUGAAGAGGGAGGACAGGCAAACAGAGCACGACGUGAUCCAUGCACACAAUGUGCACAAUGGUUUUGAUAAGUUUACUACUCUUAGAAUGAGUUCACGUGGUGCUCCAAAACAACGAGUUGAAGUGUUUGAAGGACUAUGA
Molecule: messenger RNA, 1851 nt
Organism: Necator americanus (New World hookworm)
Lineage: Eukaryota; Metazoa; Nematoda; Chromadorea; Rhabditida; Ancylostomatidae
Exons: 16
Coding region: 1-1851 (616 amino acids)
Biological process (GO): positive regulation of protein localization to early endosome; regulation of organelle assembly; regulation of hippo signaling
Cellular component (GO): adherens junction; apical part of cell; filopodium
Molecular function (GO): actin binding; integrin binding
Source: RefSeq, a predicted model, not a curated record